AUGGAUGAAAACAAUGCUAUCAUCGGUAAGCGACUUUUACCUUGCCCCUCCAAAGGUAGUGUUGAUAAGCAUGAAGAUUCUGAGAUUUCCCACGAGGAAGUUAUGGAGAGAUCCAAGAUAUAUUACCCACUAGACGUAUGGUGUAUACUGGCUAAAUACAUCGAACCCUUACAAAUUCAAACAUUUGCGUGCAUAUGUCGUUCAUCCUACCUGGCUAUAAAUUCAUCGACAUUUUGGAAUCAUCUUUAUAAACGUUAUAUCAAGGACACCGUACGUUUACCAAAAUGUUUAAUGCAAAAUUUUGGAGCAAAGAACAUCGGACUUAAAAUAUUUGUGAUACGAGCCCUUUUCCUUUUACACCCAAAUCUUAGCAGUCGAUUCAUGAAAGAGGAUUCGUUGGACAUUGACAAACUAUUGUUGCAACAGGUAAUUGGAUUACGUUGUUGCAACACUUGGUACAAAAUUGAAAGCUCAUUGGGCAGUUCACACGUUUACCUGUUUCGAUUUCAACUUAAAAGCGAUGGCAAGAAAGUGUCUGCGCCUAACCUUCCCGCCAUUAAUCAAGAUUAUUUAACUCGUAAUAAUGAAGAGAAUUAUGUUGUGCUGCAAGUGAGAGUUCGAGAAUUUACACGUGUUCAUUUCAAAGCAAAUACCGCGCUACUAGAAGUAUCAUUAGACACGGAUAAUGCAUCUUUAACAAUGGAGUUUGGUUGUUCAGAUGUAGAUUGGGAUAUGGAAAACAAUCGAGAGAGUGUGGUUCUUAAUGCAGUUAGCGCCAUAAAACUGUUACGUUGGUGGCACCCAUCUUACCCACAUCGUAAUUAA
Messenger RNA from Dendronephthya gigantea, 825 nucleotides. Its product is annotated as transmembrane protein 183-like. The coding region runs from base 1 to 825 and encodes 274 amino acids. The record is from RefSeq and is a predicted model, not a curated record. The transcript has a single exon. Gene Ontology annotation, cellular component: SCF ubiquitin ligase complex. NCBI's taxonomy places the organism in Eukaryota, Metazoa, Cnidaria, Anthozoa, Malacalcyonacea, Nephtheidae. Gene Ontology annotation, biological process: regulation of protein stability.